AUGGAAAGAAACUUAGAAACAACACCUCCAUCUUCUACAAAAUCGCUUGAAGCUGGCGAAGAAAAUGAGCUUCUAAUAGAUCAGAAUAUCAGACUCUCUCACCGUUCAACCUCCACCCCCACGGCUGCAAAUCCGAGUCAACGAAUUAUAUCACCGGAGAUGAUAAGACCAUUUUCUAAAGCGGGGCCAAGACAAAACACGAAACGAAAUAAUAGAAAAAUGUCAUCUGCUAUCGUAACCGACUCUCCCGAAAGGAACAACAUAGAGGAGAAAGAGUAUAGUGCAAAGAAACCAAAAGUUACUGUUGAGAAAAUGACUACUUAUAUCUCAUGCCUUCAAUGA
Molecule: messenger RNA, 342 nt
Organism: Acanthoscelides obtectus
Lineage: Eukaryota; Metazoa; Arthropoda; Insecta; Coleoptera; Chrysomelidae
Source: the annotation of a GenBank genome assembly